AUGUCAGGUGCUGCUGCUGUUGCUCCUCCUAAUACUACUGCUGCUGCUGCUGCUACAGAGCCUGUACUGGAGGUGAAAAAAGACCUGCGGCUUCUGCAGACAGGCCGGCCAGUGCAAGGGUGUACCAACACACCCGAUCUUCUGGAAAAGCACAAUGUCAUUACUGGAGGAAAGCCGUACUUUCGAUUCCCCCCUGAGCCUAAUGGUUUUCUGCAUAUUGGACACGCAAAGAGUAUGAACUUGAAUUUUGGCUGCGCUGUUGCUCACAGUGGAAAAUGUUAUUUGCGAUAUGAUGACACCAAUCCAGAGACAGAGGAACAAGUGUAUAUUGAUGCUAUUGCAGAGAUGGUGCGAUGGAUGGGUUGGAAACCAGACUGGAUUACUUUCUCUUCUGAUUAUUUUCAGCAGUUAUAUGAUUUUGCCAUUCAACUUAUUAAGGAUGGUAAAGCCUAUGUUGACCAUUCCACUGCUGAUGAAAUAAAGAAACAACGAGAAAAUCGUGAAGAAAGUAAGUGGCGUAAUCGACCUGUAGAAGAAAAUCUCCUUCAUUUUGAAUAUAUGCGACAAGGGAGAUAUGCAGAGGGUGAAGCAACAUUACGGGUAAAAAUUGAUAUGAAGAGUGAUAACCCAAAUAUGCGUGAUUUUAUCGCAUAUCGUGUGAAGUAUUCUGCCCAUCCACACAGCAAAGAUAAAUGGUGCGUCUAUCCCAGUUAUGAUUAUACACACUGUCUAAUUGAUAGUCUUGAAAAUAUUGAUUACAGUUUGUGUACAUUGGAAUUUGAGACACGACGAGAAAGUUACUUUUGGUUACUUGAACAGUUAAAUCUCUGGAGGCCACAUGUCUGGGAGUUUAGCCGCCUUAACGUAACAGGAUCAUUACUUUCAAAGCGAAAGAUAAAUGUCUUGGUAAAGAAAGGCAUCGUUCGUGGAUUUGAUGAUCCACGUCUUUUGACACUGGCAGGUAUGCGUCGACGUGGAUAUACACCAGAGGCUAUCAAUCGUUUCUGUGAUCUUGUGGGUAUAACACGUUCAAUGAAUGUUAUUCAAGUUUCUAUGCUGGAGCACGUUUUACGUGAAGAUCUUGAUGAACGUACAAAUCGACGUCUCAUGAUUGUGGAUCCCAUCAAGGUUGUCAUUGAUAACUGGGAUGGUGAAAAGGAAGUGGAUUGUCCCAAUCACCCACGGUGUGAAGAGCGGGGAUCACGAAAAGUGAAAUUCACCAAAACAUUCUAUAUUGAUCGCAGUGACUUCCGAACGGAGGAUAACAAUAGCAAGUUCUACGGUUUGGCCCCUGGUCCACGGGCUGUUGGAUUAAAGUACAGCGGUAAUAUCAUCUGCCGCAGCUACGAGUGCGAUGCGGAGGGGCGGCCAUCCCUCAUUCACGUUGAAGUGGACUUUGAGCGGGCGGUGAAGCCAAAGACAAACAUCAGUUGGGUGAGUGAGACACAUGCCGUGCCUGUGGAGUUCCGUCUCUACAGUUAUCUGCUGAAGGAUGAUCGCGCAGCCAUUGAUCCAGAGUUCCUCAAAUACAUUAACGCCGACAGUGAACAGAUCGUGCAGGGAUAUGCAGAGCCGGCUGUGCGGGAGGCGAAGGUGUUUGAAUCGAUGCAGGCGGAACGCUUUGGGUACUUUGUGGUGGACCCCGACACAACGGCUGAGCGCCUCGUAAUGAACAGAGUCUUGACACUCAAGGAAGAUAAAGAGAAGAGCACCAACAACAACAAUAAUAAUGCUAACGCCGCUACGAACAAGAAUAACAACAAGAACAAAGGUAAGUAG
This is a messenger RNA of Trypanosoma theileri, 1779 nucleotides long. RefSeq names its product putative glutaminyl-tRNA synthetase. Bases 1 to 1779 code for a protein of 592 amino acids. The transcript has a single exon. The record is from RefSeq and is a predicted model, not a curated record. NCBI's taxonomy places the organism in Eukaryota, Euglenozoa, Kinetoplastea, Trypanosomatida, Trypanosomatidae. Gene Ontology annotation, biological process: translation; glutaminyl-tRNA aminoacylation. Gene Ontology annotation, cellular component: cytosol; cytoplasm. Gene Ontology annotation, molecular function: glutamine-tRNA ligase activity; ATP binding.